Messenger RNA from Fundulus heteroclitus (mummichog), 953 nucleotides. RefSeq names its product outer dynein arm protein 1-like. Gene Ontology annotation, biological process: cilium movement; outer dynein arm assembly. Gene Ontology annotation, cellular component: axoneme. NCBI's taxonomy places the organism in Eukaryota, Metazoa, Chordata, Actinopteri, Cyprinodontiformes, Fundulidae. Bases 63 to 788 code for a protein of 241 amino acids. The record is from RefSeq and is a predicted model, not a curated record. The transcript has 7 exons.
AUGUGAAGGAAUCACAGUCUCCUGACAACCUGAAGGAGGUGUUUGAAAAGCUCCAGGUCCUGAUGGGGGAGGAUGACCUGGACCAGCUGGUCAAUAGUUUCAUCCAGGCUGAGGACCGGAACUUGGCUUUACUCAAGUUUGUCAAUGAGCAAAACAGUGAGGCUGAGAAGUUAAAGGAUCAGAUCAAUAAGAUCAAAGGAGAGAUGGAGACAUUUCACAGUGAAGGUCUGCAGCGGGAGCAACAGCAUCACUCCGCGUUGAAAGACAUGGAAGAAAAAUUAAAGAAAACCAAAGCUCAAGCAGAGACUUGUGAAAACCAAGCUGGCGCUCUUAGCAAAAUCCUGGAUGGAAUCAAAACAGGGGUGAACAACAUCUUCUCUGAAAUAGGCUGCGACCGCGCAGCAGUGGAGGACAAGCUGGGCUUCUCCUCAGGGAUCACGGAGAACACCAUCAUGUCCUACCUGGAUCUGGUGGAGGAGAAGACCAACGAGCUGCUCGCUGUGCAUGCUUUCCUUAAGUUUAAGGAUCAGGAGGAUGACUUCAGCCCAACAGACAUGGCAGAAUGCCUUCUAGGUCAGAAUCCAGAGUUCCUCAAACGAGACCUAAUGAUGCAGCCAUCUGCCAGCAGUUUGGAGCAUAGUGCCGAAGAGUUUCCUGUCACCAAUGAGGACGAACGGCCCCUUUCGCAGGAGGAACUUAGCAGGAAAAUAAUGAAACGUAUUCAGAGAGCAGAGAGCUCAACCUCCACAAGGAGAAACAGAAGCGUCAAAGAGAGAUUACAGGCUUAGCAGCAAACGGCAUAUCCAGGAGGAUGGACCGUUGUUAACGGCAGCAGUCACCGUCCCUAUGGAGGUCCCUGAAUAAUUAACAUUCACUGGCUCAGGGUAGAUUUUCAUUGUCGCCGCUGCUUUUGAUCAAAUACACAUAAGCCUUUUUCCAAACAAAAAAAAAAA